Molecule: messenger RNA, 547 nt
Organism: Alnus glutinosa
Lineage: Eukaryota; Viridiplantae; Streptophyta; Magnoliopsida; Fagales; Betulaceae
Exons: 3
Coding region: 8-466 (152 amino acids)
Source: RefSeq, a predicted model, not a curated record
GUACUAAAUGACUUGGGCACCGGCUUGGCGGCUUGGAAGUACUUUCUCCCUUAUAUCCAGUCUAUUUCUUGAAAUGGCAGGCUUGGGCAAUUUUGCAAAUGGGAUGGCGGUUGUUGCAGCAAGAGCAACAAGAUUACCUAUAAUUAGCAUCUACUAUUUGUUCAUCGGUGCAAGGAAAGGUAGUCAUAUCAAUGCCUAUAAAAAAAGGAAAAAAAAAAUGGAAGUAACACAACAAUUUGGAGUUAGAGAAGAAAGGAUGUAUGCUGUGGCCUGUGGACUGAGAAGAAAGUUUGGCUUGAUUAAGUUAGUUGCAUGCUUGGAUGGUGGUAUGCUUUUUGUAGUGUUUAUGUACAACUUAUUAGGAUUGUUGAAACGGAAAUAUAAAACUAGAUAUGUGGUUAUUGUGAUAAUUCAUACAAUAUGCUUUUUGAAGUUUUGCUAUUCAUGGCAAUAUGGUUUACUAUAAACAUCAUAGCUUUUCAAGGUCCAUGAUGCAUUAUGAAUUUAUAAUGAAGAAACUGUUGUUGGAAUUAUAAUUUUAUGUGCC